GGACGACGGGAGGUAUGGUACGAGACCUCCAUGCUCAGCACCAAGCGCUGGAGAAGAAGCUUAAGAAAGAUGAGGUGCUGAUCAUGGAUCUCAGAAAGGAAAAUGAUCGCCUUCAGCAUCAACUUUCUGAGCAAUCAAGACUAGUCACAAACAGUGAUAGCAUCACACACUCAGUAGACGAGAGCGGGUAUGCCAGCAUCUCAGAGGGGCCCAAGGAUUUCUGGAUAAACAGGGUAGAAAGCCUAGAACGAGCCCUGCAGGCAACCCAGAUUUUGAAGGACCAGGCAUACAGCAAGGUGGCCGCUGCGGAGGAAGCCCUGCAGGGGGGGCUGCACGCCGCGAAGGAGCGCGAGCGGCGCGCGGAGGAGGCGGAGCGAGCGCGGCGGGAGAGCGACGAGCGUCAGCGCGAGACUGCCACUUGUCUCGACGAGUACCGCCGCAAGUACGACGACGUCGCGUCGCAGAUUGUCGACGUAGAGCGGUCCGUCGACACGCUGUGUGCUCAGGUCGCGACCUCAAACCAACAGCUUUCAGAAAAAGAUGACCUCAUAGGAAAACAUGAAUUCCAGCUAGAGAAUCUACAGAAACAGCUGGUUGAUAAGGAAACGCAACUACAUUGCUGCGAGACGUCCGUUAAGGAGUUACAGCUGCGGCUGGAAUCGGCAAAAUCAGAAGUGCAACUAGCUCAGGAUGGCUUACGACAUGCACAAGCUGUGAUAAGAAAACUGCAGGACGAUGUGAAAGUAAAGAAUAAAAAGGUCGCAGACCAAGAAGAAAGCAAACGUCAGCUCGAGCUUGAGUUUGCCUCCUACAGAGGGCAGCACCACCACUCAGACACUGAGCAUGCGGCGCGGGAGCAGAGGCUAGAGGAACUGCAGCUGGAGGUGAAGAGGGGCCAGUACCAGCUGCAGGAGAAGACCCGACACCUGCUGAAGCUGCAGGAGGUCGCGUCGCGAUUCAGCAUGGAGCUGAGCGAUGUGCGAAAACAGAAGAUGCUCGCUACGGAUAAGUGUAGCAACAUGGCCGCCAGCUUCGACGACCUUCACAGCACGCUGAGUGAGAGCAGCCAGCAGCAUCUGAACGAGGUGCUGAGACUGCAGGAGAAGAUACGCGAGCUCGACUCUAGUCUGCAGACAUCUAGCAGCCGCUCCACGGCACUGCAGGAGCAGCUGGACGAGAGCCGUCGCAGCGUCAGUCUACACCAGGUGGAUCGCAGGAAGUCGGAGUUGUCCGUAGGGGCCAAGCAACAAGAGGUUGAUGAUCUGCAAGCAACCUUGAAUGAACUGCAAGCAGAGGUGGCGACGUUGAAAACCAAGCACAGCGAUAAAUGCCUCGAGAACUCUGAUCUUAUGCAGCAGCUUGGUGAUAUGAGGUCAGAGAUGACAUCACUCAAAGACCAGAACACUGAAUCUGCCAAGAAGGUGGCGCAGCACGAGGAGAUGGUUGGAAUAAGUGAGAGCAUGACAGCUAAACUGCAGAAGGACCUGAAAGCACGCACGGCUGCACUCGUCGCCCUCGAAGCAGCCAAGAAAAACAUUCAGCUGGAGCUGAGCAUCUGUCAGAGCAAGCUGCAGAGCUACGAGGCAGACGCCGACCAGCUCAGGAGCAUGGUCGGUCAGCUGAAGGAAGACCUUGCGGCGGCGAGGGAGGAGAGGCUGGCGAGCAGGCAGGCCGCGCAGAGGAUGCGCAUAGACGCGGAGACGAGCCGCGUGCGAGAAGCCGUGCUCGUCGAACAGCUUCGCAGCGAGUCGGAGAAGGUGAUCUCACUGCAGACGGACGCGGUGGUGGCGCGGGAGAACGAGAGAGAGCGAGGAGGAGCGGCGAGAGAGUGGAGCGACGAACAACGGCAGAGGGCGGCGACGGAGGAGACGAAGAAGAUGCAACAAGAAGCUCAGGUGCUCAGAUCGAAGGUAGACAACUCCGAUGAGGUAAUAUACUGGCUGAAGAGUGACCUACAGCACGCUAAGAUGAAGAUUGCCGACCUACAGAAACAGGUGACAGAGAAGGACGUGACCUUGAAACAACUACAGGCAGCCGACCACAACCUCAACUACGCGACGACGGGCGACGCCGGCGACGGUGCUGCCGCCACGCGGCGAGCGCUCUCGCUGGCCGAGCAGCGCAACGACUUCCUCCAGAGGGAGCUGCGGCGCUACGAGCAGAAGCUGCAGACGCACGACGCGCGUGCGGUGCAGUAUCAGAGUGGCGCCAUCUACAGGAAGCAAAUCACAGACUUGGAGACUGAAUGCAGGCAGCUGAAAGAAAGAGUUCGAUUGGCUGAAGCAGCUGAGAAGCACAGCCGAGCAGAAAUGACGCAGUUGUUCAGUCAGACGCCCUACAUAAGAAAUCCGAGCAAACAAUUUGGCGAAGAUCUGAAGAGUACAAAUCUGUCAAUAAACCCAGCAGAAAAGUUUACCAAUGGUUUAGGAGAACAAAUUAUCACUGUCCAGGAUGACGUCUUUUUCAGAGAGCAGCUGGGGAGUGAAGACUUGAGUCCGCGCUCACCAAUGACACCGCGGUCCGAAAAUGAAAACCUACGAGAGAUUGUUGGUAGGAUUCAGAUGAACAACGAGCUGGUAACAGUAAGAAACAAUCGACUGGAAGAGAAGGUUUCCAAACUGCUCCAAGAGCUGGAAGAUGCAAAUGUUGGCCUCAAUCGUCUCAAGGCCGUACAGGAACAGUGUGUGGAUCAACAGCUACUCAUAGAAGGUCUCCAGGAACAGUUGAGUGAGAGCAGCGGCUACGAUUACGGCUCCCGGACCUUCCAGUCGGAGAACAAGCGACUCGGCCAUGAGCUCGUACAACAUUGUACGUUAUGUUAACGCCCAAACUUAUUCCCCCCCAAUGUAAUUAAAUGUCACUAGAUAUAUAGUUUCCA
Priapulus caudatus is the source of this 2878-nucleotide messenger RNA. RefSeq names its product myosin-4-like. Gene Ontology annotation, biological process: spermatogenesis. Lineage: Eukaryota; Metazoa; Priapulida; Priapulimorpha; Priapulimorphida; Priapulidae. The record is from RefSeq and is a predicted model, not a curated record. Bases 15 to 2822 code for a protein of 935 amino acids. The transcript has 19 exons.